Messenger RNA from Ascochyta rabiei, 858 nucleotides. RefSeq lists its product as uncharacterized. The transcript is spliced from 3 exons. Lineage: Eukaryota; Fungi; Ascomycota; Dothideomycetes; Pleosporales; Didymellaceae. The record is from RefSeq and is a predicted model, not a curated record. The coding region runs from base 1 to 858 and encodes 285 amino acids.
AUGGCUGGUACCGCAGAGCUUGGACUUUUGAUCCACGCGAAGGCGCCAAAAGUUGACAUUCCAAUCGGCCACUUCGACGCUGUUAUUGCUGCGGCCGAAGACAGUGCUCUCGACGAGAAGACAGUUGCAGACAAGUCGGUGAAGGAUGCCCAAGAAGCACCUUCUCUGUGGUUCGUGAACUUUCCUUCAAAAGAGGCCGCCACUUCUGGCUCUAAGGAGCUAGGCCCUUAUAUGCAAGAUGUACUUGACUAUCGCUGCUGGGCAAGUAAUGUGUGGUGGAAGACGGUGUACAGCAACAGUAAAGUACCUCAAGAUGGCUCUAAAGAGUCCACCGCAAAGCGUAGCGCCUUUGCGGCCAAGGUUGGAAUGAAGCACAUGACGCAAACGCCAUGGCUCGCUAUGAGCGCCAACAACAACGUGAGCAAGAACAUCGAGUGUUCGACCAACGAGUUCCAUACCAAGCUUAUCACCGAUGUCCUGGAGGGCUUUGUAGACAUAACGCCAUCGGUGUUCAAGGCUCUUGAAGCUAUUCUGCAAUCACUUUCCAAGACGGUGGAGGUUUCUAGCGAGACUGGAGAGACCAGAACUAUUGUUUGCGAAAAGUACCAGUACAUCCCUGAAGCAGACUCGAUCCGAUCCUAUGUUCGACUCAUUUCGUUCAGUGUCAGCAACAAGAUGCAGGAGAUCCAUACCGCCAAAAGGGAUAGGAAGGACGUAAAGUGCACUAUCGAAUACGUUGAGUAUGAGGCCGCAUUCAAUCGUUCUUUGUGGCGGGAGACAUCGAGGGCGUUCUUGGAGUCUCAGAAGAAGGCGAGCUUGGAAUUUGUCCAGAAACAAACUAUUGAUUGCGACCCUUGA